Messenger RNA from Fusarium keratoplasticum, 1155 nucleotides. RefSeq names its product PKS-ER domain-containing protein. The transcript is spliced from 7 exons. Gene Ontology annotation, molecular function: oxidoreductase activity; zinc ion binding. The coding region runs from base 1 to 1155 and encodes 384 amino acids. The record is from RefSeq and is a predicted model, not a curated record. NCBI's taxonomy places the organism in Eukaryota, Fungi, Ascomycota, Sordariomycetes, Hypocreales, Nectriaceae.
AUGAAGGCCAAUGUCCAGACCACCCAGGCCAUCGUCUCCCACGCCCCAGAGGAUGGAAAGAGACGAUGGAUUCUCGAGGAUGUUCAAGUGAGUGAGCCUGGAGAGUACGAAGCCAUUGUGGAAAUGGUUGCUUCCGGAGUCUGUCAUACAGAUCUUGGAUGUGGAACAGCUCCAGAUGGAACACCUGGCUUCCCUGUUCCCCCAUACCCCCGCGUUCUAGGCCACGAAGGCGCUGGAUUCGUUCGAGCCGUCGGUUCCAAGAUCACAAAAGUCAAACCAGGCGAUGCCGUCCUCCUGUCCUUCGCUUUUUGCACCCAGUGCCACAACUGCAAGUUUGGGGCUCCCGGCUACUGCCAUGAAUUUUCAGCCCUGAACUUUGCCGGCACCAAAAAGGCAUUCCAGUUUCCAACCGGCACGGGGCCAGACGUUGGAGGGUCGUUCUUUGGCCAGUCGAGCUUUUCCAAGCUUAGUCGAGUUCAGGAGACGUCGCUUGUCAACGUCAGUCAGUUGGUUCGAAACAAAAAUGACUUGAAGCUUCUGGCGCCUCUUGGAUGUGGUAUCCAGACUGGUGCAGGCACAGUGACUGAGUUGGCUGCCGCCAAGCCAAGCGACAAGGUCGCCAUCAUUGGCCUUGGAGGCGUAGGACUGGCAGCAAUCAUGGCCGCAAAGCUCAAAGGCUGCCGAACCAUCAUCGGAAUCGACCGAGUCCCCGCGAGAAUAGAAAUGGCCAAGAAACUUGGCGCAACACACGGAAUCGACACCUCGACCAUCUCCAACCUCGUAGACGAAGUCCGCAAGGUCACCGAGGGCUCGGGAAGCACCAUCACGGUUGAUGCGACGGGCGUGCUUCCGUUGAUUCAGCAGGGCUUGGAAUUCACUGCGAACCAAGGCAAGAUGAUUCUUCUUGGUGUCGCUCCAAUGGAUGCUGGACUGGAAAUUGCGGUUGUUCCUUACAUGGUGACGGGCAAGCAAAUUAUGGGUAGUAUGGAGGGUGGUGUGUACCCUGAAGAUUACAUUCCAAAGAUGAUUCGAUGGUACCAGAAUGGGGAGUUCCCCGUCGACGAACUGAUCAAGUUCUAUCCUGUACAAGAUUAUCAAAAGGCAAUUAGGGAUAUGGAGGACGGAUCCACGAUCAAGCCAGUCUUGAUUUGGUAG